AUGACUUCAAAAAUCGAAGAGGAUACUAAUGGGACACCUCAAGCGUCAUCCUCAUCUAAUAAAAAUUCUUCUAAACCAAACGCAUUUACCGAAUUAAUGUCGAGUUCGCGAUCCAAACGCCCUAAUUCCUCCCCGACAUCCUCCCCUCCUCCUAAAAAGAUUGCGAAUUCGAAUCCUUUCCACUUUGGUCGAGCGGGCCUCGGAGCUUACUUAUCAGACCCCUCAUCACAUCCUGCAUCACUCAUGAUCUAUCACAACUCUUCAUUUGUAGCGAUUCAUGACCUUUACCCUAAAUCUUCGGUUCAUGCCCUCCUAAUUCCACGAGAGGAGAAAUGGAAUAGUAUGCACCCGAGAAUAGCACUGUCCAACCCUGAGUUCCUCGAAAUGGUGAGACCGGAAGCAGAAAAGUUGAAGGGAAUAGUUGCAUCAGAGUUACGUCGAAAAUAUGGACCGGAAUCUGCAGAAGAUUUGCAAAGGCAAAAAAUACUUAACGGAGAAGUCAAUCUAGAUGAUGAUGCUGAGAUGCCAGAAGGUAGGAAUUGGGAAAAAGAUAUUAUGAUUGGGAUACAUAUGCAUCCAUCUAUGGAUCAUCUUCAUAUUCAUGUUCUUUCCGUUGAUCGUUAUUCUUCAUGUCUGAAGAAGCGGAAACAUUAUAAUUCAUUUGCUACACCAUUCUUCGUCCAUUUAUCAGAGUUUCCUUUGUCUGAGGAGAGACAAGAAGCUCUCGAUAGGAAAGGACAAGGUAAAGCAUGGCUAGAAGAUAAUUUGAAAUGUUGGAGAUGUGGUAUGCAAUUUGGAAACAAAUUUGCUAGGUUGAAGCAACAUUUGGAGUUGGAGUUUGAUGAAUGGAAAAAACAAUAA
This is a messenger RNA of Botrytis fragariae, 861 nucleotides long. Its product is annotated as putative histidine triad nucleotide binding protein. The transcript has 2 exons. Gene Ontology annotation, biological process: single strand break repair; double-strand break repair. Gene Ontology annotation, cellular component: nucleus. Lineage: Eukaryota; Fungi; Ascomycota; Leotiomycetes; Helotiales; Sclerotiniaceae. The record is from RefSeq and is a predicted model, not a curated record. Gene Ontology annotation, molecular function: single-stranded DNA binding; mismatched DNA binding; DNA 5'-adenosine monophosphate hydrolase activity. The coding region runs from base 1 to 861 and encodes 286 amino acids.